Peronospora farinosa is the source of this 1410-nucleotide messenger RNA. The record is from the annotation of a GenBank genome assembly. NCBI's taxonomy places the organism in Eukaryota, Oomycota, Peronosporomycetes, Peronosporales, Peronosporaceae.
AUGCCGCCAAAGGUGUCAGCCUCCAUGCGCGUGACGCUCGGUCUCGUACGAUGGUCUCCAUGUGGUCAGUACUUGGCCGUAGCGAAUGAGAACCGUCUGAUAAUCCGAGAUGCACAGUCGCUGCAAAUCGUACAGCGCUUUUCGACGGUUGACGUAGUGCAGUCUCUGGCCUGGUCCAAGGACUCUCAACUGGUGCUCACAGCCAUUCACAAGCGCGCAGUGGUGCAGAUCUGGUCCGUGCAGGACGCGUCCUGGAGUUGCAAGAUAUCAGAAGGUGUCGCAGGAUUGGUCCACGCCAGAUGGUCGCCGGACGCACGUCAUAUCGUUACUGUGUCGGAUUUUCUGUUACAUGCGACCGUGUGGUCGUUGGAGGACCCAACAACGAGAUGUACAAUCCGCAGUCCUAAACUAGCAGUAGAAGGACUGAGCUUUAACUCUAAUGGAGAGUUUUUGGCAGUUGUAGAGCGUCAUGAUUGCAAGGAUUUCAUUGGCAUCUACAGCUGCGAGAGUUGGGAACUGACGGCGCAUUUUCCUAUUGACAGCUAUGACUGUGCUCAAAUCGAGUGGUCGACGGACAAUGCGACGAUUGCUGUGCGUGAUACGCACUUGGAGUUUAGGGUGUUGCUCUAUUCGCCCGAUGGCACAUUGCUGGCAAAGUUCCAGGCGUAUGAAAAUGCGUUGGGGUUGAAGACAAUGGCUUGGUCGGCUUCUGGCCAAUUCCUUGCACUCGGGAGCUACGAUGAACACUUGCGCGUAUUGAGUCAUAUGAGUUGGAAGCCGGUAGCUGAUUUUGACCAUGAAAGCAUCGCUGUCACGAGCUCCUCUAUGAACAAGGCAGCGAUUGAAUACGAAGAAAAUUUUGCGGAUACCAGUGUUAUGGACCGACCGCAUGGUAAGCGCGUUGCGGUGGUUCAGCACGGGUCUUCACUGCUUUCCAACUCUCUUCAAGCAGCUUCCGCGGCAGCUCAGGCUGCGGGUGGUAAAAAGAGCCGUGAAAUUUGUUUCGUGCCAAGGAAUCCUCCAUUUUCAGUCCGAACGCUUACCUCUGAUCCAUUGGCAAUAAAUCCUAAGAUUGGUAUAAGCCGCGUUGCGUGGAGUGCUAACUCAGCUUUUAUCGCUACCAAAAGCGAUCAGAUGCCGUACAAUGUGUGGAUAUGGCGCACAGAGAGCCUGACGCUUCACUCUACGAUCUCACUGCUCGAGUCAGUGCGAAGUGUGCAAUGGGACCCGGUACACAUUCGUCUCGCUAUAACGUCGGGAGAAAACCACGUGCAUCUCUGGACUAUUGAAGGCAUGUCGUGGGUUGAUAUUCCCAUCGAGUCUUUUCAAGCUCGGGGUCUUCAGUGGGCACCAUCUGGCAAUGCACUCGUUGCUGUUGGUCACCAGGAAUUCUGCUCCAUCAUAUUAUGA